GAAUUAGCGCGACGCGCGUUGACAGAUGUGUGAAAUGUGAUGGAAUUAUUAUUUUUCUUGUAACUGCCACUUAAUUAUUGUUAUUUUCGGUUAAUUUCACAUAUUUUAAUCAUUAAAACAAUGUGGCAUGAGGCAAGAAGGCAAGAACGAAAAAUUCGUGGCAUGUUGGUGGAUUACCGGCGAAGGGCUGAACGACGCCGAGAUUUCUAUGAAAAAAUCAAAGCCGAUCCAACUCAAUUUUUACAAAUCCAUGGAAGACAAUGCAAGAUUCAUUUGGACCCCUCUAUAGCAGCUGCUGCAGACAGUGCUUCAGCAAUGAUGCCAUGGCAAGGACAAGCGGAUAAUUUAAUUGACCGUUUUGAUGUAAGAGCACAUUUAGAUUUUAUACCACCUGUUAAAAAGGAAGAAGAGGAAGAAUUGACCUUUGAAGAACGCCAAAUUAAUUACGAACGGUACAGGAUCAUUGCCCAAAAUUCGUUUCUUAGCAUCAAUGAAGAGAAAUUUUUGAAACAAUUACACUUGGAAGAACAGUUUGGCUACACUGAAUCUAAAUCAAAGAAGGAGCAAAGAACUGGAGGUGCUAGUAUUGGGUUCAACUACGAGGACAACACUGCACAAACCUUGGGGCCAGAUUAUAACAAUGACGAUGAAUCAGAUGGCAAUUCUGAUUCCGAUUUAGAUGUUGACUUGUCUAUAAAUGUUUCAAAAAUGGAUUCGGUGCAAGCACAUGAGAUGAAUCGUCACGGCAGAAAUUUUGGAAUGAGCUCAAAUGAUUUUUAUUCAUUUCUUACUAAUGAUCUUGAGGAGGCUGAAAGUUUCCGACUUGCCAAAGAAGAAGAACAUGAAAAAGCCUUAUUUUCAGGACGAAAAUCGAGAAGGGAGCGCCGAGCCCAUAGGGAAAAACGUUUGGCUAAUAGAGUCAUAAGCCCUCCUAGUUAUGCCGCAAGGACAUCACCUACUUAUCCUUCAUUUAGGAAGAGUAAAUCGCCUUCAAAAUCACCGACGCCGGAAAAUAGCGGGAAAAUUACGUAUAUUACGUCUUUUGGCGAUGAAGAAGAAAGUCCUUCUACUAGCAAACCAAACAGUAGUGAUAAAACAAAGGCUAAGAAGAGAAGAAGAAAUUCAAGUUCCGAAAGAACUGUAUAUAUUAGAAGAAGCUACAGCAAAGAUAGAAAUUAUAAAGGAAGAAGAUCAAGGAGUAGAGAUUCAAGAAGUCGCUCAAGGGCAAGGCGGAGAAGUAGUUCGAGGGAUCGAUACAGGAAGUCACGAUCGCGUUCUAGAGGCCGCAGCCGCAGUUAUCGUCGAAAACGUUCCAGCAGUUCUUCAUCUGUGUCUUCAUCUUCGACUUCUUCAUCUUCAUCCAAGAGUAAAUCUCGUUCUUCGUCGCCGAAGUAUCGCAAAAAAUCAUCAUCAUCUCGCUCUCCCAGUCCUGUGAAAAAAUCAAAGUCAAAAAGCCCCGAGAAGAAAGAAUCGCCUCCUAAAAUCGUUUCUCGAUACUACGGAAGGAAGAAAAGUGACCAAAGUUCGUCGGAAUUAAGCGAUACAAGCAUCAAGGAUGAGGAAAUGAAAGUGGCAAAUAGCCCGUUAGUUUUAGGGUAUUUAAAAAAAAAAUCUAGUUUGUGUUCUUAUAGGGUCAACACUGAAAAAUGGUCUGGCUAUGGUAAUUCUGGCUCCGUGACCAAAAAAACUGGUCAGAAUUUGAGUAUUCAAGAGCGCCUUAAACGGAAACGCCAAGCCUUAUUAAAUAAACAAUUCAAAGCUGAUAAAAUCGCGGAACAAUUAAAGACAGAGCGGGAAAAACAGGAACAGCAGACCAGAGAGCAUGAGUUGCGCGAAAUGGCAAUCAAAUUGCGUCGAAGACAAAGAGAAAAACGUCACGCUUAUGAUAGCAAUAAAAGCUCAAACAGUUCUGAUUCUGAUUCUAGUAAAAGUAAAAGUCCGCCUCCCACAGUUGAAAAUAGAGAAGAUGAAUCGCGAGCAAUAAAAACACGAAGAAGACAAAGGGAAAAACGUCACUCUUCAAGUAGUUCUGAAUCUGACUCUAUCAAAAGCAAAAGUCCGCCUCCUCCGACGCAAAAUGUUCCAACUUACAAUUCCUACAAAACCGAAAAUAAAACAAGAAGUCCCAGUCCACAUGCAAGCAGAAGAGACGAUUACCGAGAAUCGAGAAGAAGAGAUACUAGUAGGGAAAGAAGAGAUCACAGUCGUGAUAAACGCUCAUCAAGGUCACCAAGAAGGUGCAAUGAUAAGAAAACUGUAUACAGAGAUAGAAGGGACAGAAGAAGAGAUGAUUAUGAACGGGACAGGGAUUAUAAAAGAGAUAGUUAUGAUCGGGAACGAGAUAGAGACAGGAGAGAGGAACGUGGUAGCCGCUCUUUAGUGGAUUACUGAUUUAAAUUAUGAUAAGUUUUUGUUUGUAAUAAAAUUAUUUAGUAGAGCCCACACAAGUAAUUUUUUUGGAAGGGUAAGUGAUGUAACACUGCGUAUUGUAAUAGUUAAAAUGUGAGAAAAUAAAGGUUGAGGCGGAA
Molecule: messenger RNA, 2528 nt
Organism: Tribolium madens (black flour beetle)
Lineage: Eukaryota; Metazoa; Arthropoda; Insecta; Coleoptera; Tenebrionidae
Product: CLK4-associating serine/arginine rich protein-like
Exons: 11
Coding region: 121-2391 (756 amino acids)
Source: RefSeq, a predicted model, not a curated record